UGAGGUUUCAUGAGCUGUCUGUCAGAUCGCCAUGCUUGCGAUCGCGCACGGAUAAGUACCCCAGCCAAUCAUACCGAGGCUUUUUUGAGCGAGACCGCGUGGCGUUGAGUUUCUCGACGCGUUAUCACGUGUCGGAGCUGUGAACAACCACCCGCGGACCUUGAAAGUCCGCCCCUGCCCUUCUCUACUCGGACUUUCGGACUUCAAGACCAAUGUCACUUCCCGCUGCCUUGGCGAAUGAUGCGCGCGGGCGGGAGGUCUCACGCUCUGUAGGCAGCUGUCUUGGUCUCGGCGCCCGCGGACGGGCACGAGCAGCUGUAUCUGGUCCUGAAAUAAGUGAGUAGGUGACUUGAGUUCCUAGUACUGUACAACAACUUCCACCCCUUACUAUGCCAUCGGAGGCAAAACCAAGGACCUCGCCAUCAUGGCGCAAGAGCGAAGACGAAAAGAAGAGCAGCACUUCGGAGGAUGACAAAACGAAACAAGAUGAAGGCAGAGGUGGAAUGGGACCAUAUGUUCGCGUGUUCACCUACGCAGAUAGAACGAGUUGGCUGCUGAACGGCAUUGCUGUCAUCGCUGCCAUUGCAGCCGGCACUUUGCUUCCACUGAUGGAUUUGGUGUUUGGCAAAUUCGUUACUGCCUUCAACGAUUUUGCUGUUGGGGCCAUUGGUCCAGCUGAAUAUCGUUCUGAAGUAAACAAAUACACCCUCUAUUUCUUGUAUUUAUUUGUCGCUAAGUUUGCUUGCGUCUAUAUCCAUUCAGUUUCGAUCUCCAUCUCUGCGAUCCGUACAACGAAAGCGCUUCGGAUCGACUUUAUCAAACACAUUCUGCGACAGAACAUCGCCUAUUUUGAUUCAGACGCAGCUGCUUCUGUCACUGUUCAGGCCACUACUAAUGGAAAUAACGUCAACAACGGGAUCUCGGAGAAGUUGACUAUCACCAUACAGGGUGUGUCAACCUUUGUGACCGCGUUCAUUGUCGCUUUCGUCGUUCAAUGGAAGCUUACCCUAAUCACGUUAGGAAUUGUUCCUGCCAUUCUAGUUGUCACUGCUGUUUGUAUCGGUAUCGACACAAACAAUGAGGCGCAGCUGCUUCCGAUUUACUCCAGGGCCGGGCUGAUUGCCGAAGAAGUGUUCUCUACUGUUCGAACAGUCCACUCUUUCUGGCUCAAUCCAUUACUGUCGAAAAAAUACGACAAGCUUCUUGAUGAAGCUAUGAAGGUCGGUUUGAAGAAAUCGCCUAACUACUCCAUUAUGUUCUCAGUCGAAUUCUUCUGCGUCUAUUGUGGAUAUGCAUUAGCUUUCUGGCAAGGAAUUCGUCGAUACCACAGUGGCGAAAUUAGCGAAUCUGGUGAUGUCUUCGUAGUCAUUCUGGCGGUUAUCGUUGCUGCAACAGCAAUGACCCAGAUCGCUCCACAGAUUUUAGCUUUCACCAAAGCAUCGUCAUCGGCAGAAGAAAUCUUCAAGACGAUUGACCGACAGUCUGAGAUCGAUCCACUCAGUGAAGAAGGCCAGGUCCCCGCCGCUUGCUACGGGGACAUACAAAUCAAGGGCGUCAGCUUUGCGUAUCCUGCUAGACCUGAUGUCGCCGUCCUUUGCGAUCUGCAAUUGUCAGUCCCUGCUAAUAAGACAACUGCGCUGGUAGGCGCAAGCGGAUCCGGGAAAUCCACCAUCAUUGGCCUACUAGAACGAUGGUACAAUUUUCCCAGUGGCACAAUUCAGCUUGAUGGAGUCGACAUUCGACAACUCAAUCCGCACUGGCUGAGAACCAACGUUCGUUUAGUACAGCAGGAGCCCGUACUUUUUGCAGGUACUGUGUACGACAAUGUCGCAUAUGGUCUUUUUGGAACGCCCAAGGCCAAUCUCCCAGCGGCCGAACAGCGCGCACUCGUGGAAAAGGCUUGCAAAGAUGCUUUUGCUGAAGAAUUCAUCGAACGUUUGCCGAACGGUUACGAUACUCAGCUCGGUGAGCGGGCGAUGAAUCUCUCUGGUGGACAAAAGCAAAGGCUCGCUAUUGCGCGCAGCAUCGUCUCUGAACCCAGAGUCCUGCUGCUUGACGAAGCUACUAGUGCUUUGGACCCUAACGCUGAGAGAGUAGUACAGCAGGCGCUGGACCGGGUAUCCAAGGAUCGAACGACCAUCGUCAUUGCACACAAACUUUCUACGAUUCGUAAUGCAGACAACAUAGCUGUCAUGGCCAACGGAGCUGUGGUCGAACAGGGCACUCAUGACGACCUACUCGCUCGAAACGGUGCAUACUCUCGCCUUGUCAGGGCGCAAGACCUUGGCAACGUUGGUGCUAAAGAUGAUGACGAGGUUGAUGAAAAGGAAGGCGCCGAUGAGAUGGAACUUGUCCGAACUCGAACGCAGGUAUCUGGCGUCAGAGAACCUUCGAAAGAGCAUACGAAGGAUGGCAUUCACUUCAACCUCAUUCAUUGCAUCUGGAUCAUCUUCAGAGAGCAGAAGUGUCUUUACAAAUGGUACCUGGUCCUCGGGUUAGCGACUUUAGCAGGAGGCGCGACAUACCCUGCUCAAGCUGUCCUUUUCUCUCGAGUAGUCGAGGCUUUCCAAUUAAGCCCUGAAAGGGGUACGGAGCAGGGCGACUUCUAUUCAUUGAUGUUCUUCAUUGUUGCGCUUGGCAAUCUGUUUGUGUUUGCUGCUGUAGGCUGGGCGAGCAAUAUCGUUGCGCAACACGUAUCGAGGCAGUAUCGCCGUGAGAUAUUCGAUCUAGUCUUGAAACAGGAUAUGGCUUUUUUCGAUGAUCCAGCCAAUGCCAGCGGUGCGCUGGCUUCCAAUCUCUCCUCUUAUCCAACCAACAUUUUGGAGACUAUGGGUUUCAACGUCAUGCUAAUACUAAUUAAUAUUGUUAAUGUACUGUCAAGUUCCAUUUUGGCUAUAGCGAUCGGUUGGAAACUUGGCUUGGUGGUUGUCUUCGGAGCUCUACCGCCACUUGUGUCUUCUGGCUACGUUCGAAUUAGGCUUGAGUUCAAACUCGAGGAAGACACUGGCAGGAGGUUCGCUAGUAGCGCGGCGUUGGCUGCCGAGGCAGUGUCUGCUAUCCGCACAGUCUCCAGUCUAGCACUAGAGAACUAUAUCCUCGCCCAGUAUCAGGAGCGCUUAAACGGAGUCGCCCUACGGUCGAUCAAAGCCCUUGUUUGGACGAUGUUCUGGUAUGCCCUUUCGCAAUCGAUUUCCUUCCUAGCGAUGGCACUUGGUUUCUGGUACGGCGGUCGUUUGAUCAGCUACUACGAGUAUACCACAACACAAUUCUUCACUGUUUUCAUAGCGGUCAUCUUCUCGGGAGAAGCUGCCGCCGCGUUUUUCUCGUACACCACAAGUCUGACCAAGACAACGACCGCUGCCAACUACAUCUUUUGGCUGCGUCGUUUGCAGCCUGCUGUGCAGGAAGACGCGUCGAAACCACCCUUCGAUGAUGGCAGCGACAAAGGUCCAACACAUAUCGAAGUACAAGACGUUGACUUUGCCUACGAAUCUCGACCGCAUGCUAAGGUUCUCGAGGGGGUCGAUGUUGAUGUGCGCCCUAGUCAGUUCAUCGCAUUUGUAGGUGCAAGUGGCUGCGGCAAGUCAACAAUGAUCGCACUCCUCGAACGGUUCUAUGAUCCAAGCUCUGGAGGCAUACUGUGCGAUGGUGUUGCUGUACCUGAUUUAUGUCCUCGCAAGUACAGAAGGGAGAUUGCCCUUGUACAACAAGAGCCUGUUCUGUAUCAGGGAUCCAUUCGUGAUAAUAUCGCCAUGGGAGUCGAAACAGAAGUCACUGACACUCAAGUUCAGGAUGCAGCGGAGCAGUCCAACAUUCUCGACUUCAUCAGAUCCUUACCUGAAGGCUUCUCAACCCUGUGCGGUAAUAGAGGCACGCAGCUCAGCGGUGGCCAGAGACAACGUAUUGCAAUUGCACGCGCGCUUAUACGCCAACCGCGUCUGCUGCUUCUGGACGAAGCGACAUCUGCACUCGACACAGAAUCUGAAAAGGUCGUCCAGGCUGCACUUCAUAAAGCAAAGAGCGGUCGCACGACCAUUGCGGUUGCUCAUCGUCUGAGCACCAUCAAGGACGCCGAUUGUAUUAUUGUAUUUGCAAGAGGAAAGAUCAUUGAGAAAGGAUCACACAGGGACCUGCUUGCGAAACGCGGAGUGUACUAUGAGAUGAGCCUCGGGCAGAGCUUCGACAAGCAGAUACCAAGCUAAAGUUUAUACAACAGAUAGCAAGAACAGAUAGCAAGGAUCUACAUGAUGUCAGUCUCGACUCAAGGCUUGACACAGC
Molecule: messenger RNA, 4278 nt
Organism: Boeremia exigua
Lineage: Eukaryota; Fungi; Ascomycota; Dothideomycetes; Pleosporales; Didymellaceae
Product: P-loop containing nucleoside triphosphate hydrolase protein
Exons: 8
Coding region: 390-4202 (1270 amino acids)
Biological process (GO): transmembrane transport
Cellular component (GO): membrane
Molecular function (GO): ATP binding; ABC-type transporter activity; ATP hydrolysis activity
Source: RefSeq, a predicted model, not a curated record